Molecule: messenger RNA, 25206 nt
Organism: Aedes albopictus (Asian tiger mosquito)
Lineage: Eukaryota; Metazoa; Arthropoda; Insecta; Diptera; Culicidae
Gene: bent
Product: twitchin
Exons: 27
Coding region: 598-25062 (8154 amino acids)
Biological process (GO): protein phosphorylation
Molecular function (GO): ATP binding; protein kinase activity; protein binding
Source: RefSeq, a predicted model, not a curated record
UGCGCAAGCCGCCACCGCGACCGUUUGUUGGGUUAUACGGCCGUGUCCGGACCGAGCACGGCUCAGUCGGCAAGUUUAGCUCAUCGGAUGCGUGUAAAAGUCUCCCGGCAAAAGAAAUCGUGCGCUAGAGGUGGAAAAUCGGUGUGGAAAAUCUCUCUCCCAGAGCUCAUAGCCAGUAGCAGUUGUUGGAAAAAAUUUCCCUUUUAGGGGGUGUGAAGUGAAAAGUGGAACCGCAGCAUUUGAAUCAACGCAAAUCAACGAAUACAGCCCAGAAAAUAAACAGGUAGAAUACUGAACAAACACAAACAAGCGGAAGCUGUUCGGAGAAAAUAAUACCAGAAAAAAAUACCGUGGAUUAGUUAAAUAGUGCCAAGUGUACGCGAAAGGCAUCAACCGCGCUAAGAAGAAGAACCCCUCUCGUUAAGAGGAGGCAAAGAUUCUCCGCAAGUGCCCAGUGAAAGUCAGUGUUUAAAUGUUAGAACUACCGCAACGGUUCGUUGUUCGUGUUUGCAAGUGAAAUCUCGGAAGAAAAGGAAAAUCUGUUCGCGAAAAUCAGAAAGUGCAUUCGUUAAUUCCCCAAACAGAGGGCGCUGAAUCAUGGCGGACCAUGAUUUCGCACCGAGCUUCACCCAGAAGCCCCAGCUGCGCCAGGAGGACGACGGCAAUCGGUUAGUGUUCGAGUGUCAGUUGAUUGCGAAGCCCAAGCCGGCCAUCGAGUGGUACCGUAGCGAAGAGCUCCUGUCACAGAAUGCCCGCACCAAGUUCAAGAUCCAAUCGUUCGGCGAGAACAAGUACUUUGUGGUGCUGGAGCUGGACGAUGUGAUCGAUACGGAUGCCGGGCUGUACAAGGUCAAGGCCAAGAACCGGAUGGGCGAGGUGUCGGCGUCGAUCAACCUGAACUUCAGUCCUGUCGAUGAACCCGUAGAAAAACAAAUCGACGGACUUGCGCCGACCUUCAUCAAGAAACCCUCGAUCCAGCAGGAGAACGACGGCAAGCGGUUGAUCUUCGAGUGUCAGAUCCAGGCCGAUCCGAAGCCACAGAUCCGGUGGUCCCACAACAGCAAAGUGAUCGAUAACACCCCAAGGCAUAAGUUCAAAGUACAAAACGAUGGCAAGCUCUACUUCGCGACGUUGGAAGUGGACAACGUCACGUUCGAGGACUCGGGCAAGUACAAGGUGACGGCCAAGAACGAACUGGGCGAAUCGAGUGCGACGAUCAGUUUGAACUUCGACAGUGAGGAAGUCCCGGUGCCAGCGGAUGGUUUCAAGCCCGCCUUCACAGAACGACCCGUCACGCGACAAUCGGACGACGGCAAGAAUAUUGUAUUUGAGUGUAGAUGUAUCGGUGAUCCGAAACCAACAUACACAUGGUACCACGAAAAGAACGAAAUUCAGAUGGGUGGCAGGUUCAGUAGUGAGACAGAGGUAGACCAAAACCAUUGCCAUCUGAUACGGUUUACGAUUCGGGACGUGAAACAGCUGGACCGGGGCGUGUACAACGUCGUGGCGAAGAACAAACAUGGCGACUCGUCCGCCAUCAUUAACCUGAACUUCGACUCAAGUUCGAAGAUAGUAAACCCGGAGGGUAAACCACCCCGCUUUCCACAGAAGCCCACAAUUUCCCAGAAGGGCGAAGUGCUCUCGAUGGAGUGCAUCCUGGAGGCCUUGCCGGUGGCCGACAUUACCUGGUUCCACGGCACCGAGACCAUCACCGAUGGCGAGCGGUUCAAAAUCUUGCGCAAAGCGAUCUCGAACGAUACCUACUUGCUGACGCUGCAAAUUUCGCAACCGACCGCCAACGAUGGGGGCAUCUACCGGUGUCACGCUUUCAACCCAUUCGGGGAAAGCAACGCGCACAUUACGCUUAACUUCAAAGCGAACGAAAACGAUCGAGGCUUUGCUCCGUCAUUCGUGGAGAAACCGAAGAUCAUCCCGAACAAGCUGGGCACGCUGAUAACGAUGAAGUGUAGAUGUAGAUCGAAACCGAAACCGACCGUCAAGUGGAUGCGUAAGAAACAGGAGGUCAAAUCGUCCAACAAGGUGGCCCUGGAGGUGAAAACCGUCGACGAGGACACGUACGAGCUGACGCUGAACAUCAAAGAUCCCAGCGCAGAGGAUGGCGGCAGCUAUUCGUGCGUGAUCAGCAACGAGUUCGGCGAGAGCAGUGCGACACUGAACUUGAACAUCGAGUCCGAGCAGGAAUCGACGAAGAACGCACCGAUCUUCGUUGAGAAGCCGCACAUCGUUUCGCUGGACAAUGGCAAGCUGGUUCGCAUGGAGUGCAAGGUCAAAACCGACCUCAAGCCGGACAUCACGUGGACUCGCGAGGGUAAAAUCAUUCAGGAGACCAGCAAGCUGAAGAUCACGAUGACGGCCGAAAAGGACGUGUACCACAUCUCCCUGGUGUUGAAGGAUCCACAGACGGAAGACUCUGGCACGUACAAGUGUAACAUCAAGAAUAUUCUCGGUGAAUUAAAUGCCAAUUUAAUUCUUAACAUUGAGAUUGUUCCGGUCAUCAAGGAGAAACCGAAACUGGUAACGAACGUCAAGAAGCGAACGGCGUCGAUCGAGUGUGCGGUCGCGUCCCGCUUCAAGCCGGAGUGCAUUUGGAUGAAGGAGACGACGGUGAUCAAGGAGACGCACCGUCACAUGAUCAAGAUCGAGGAAACUCGCCAGGGCGAGUUCUCCGUCAAGCUCAACAUCACCGAGCUGAGCGAGGCCGACUUUGGUGCAUACAAGCUGGUGGCCAAGAACGACAAGGGCCAGGCGACCUCGCAGGUGAUCGAGAUCAAGGACAUCGUAUUCGAGAAGCCCCCGCCGACCAAGCCGAUCAUCGAUCCGAAGCUCAAGGAUGUGGAGGUGGAUGAGGGCGGCAAUUUGACGUUGGCCGUAGGCCUGGUCCACCCGGAUCGCCACUUCAAGGUGUACUGGAUGAAGAACAAGACGAUCUUGAAGACCAGCGAAACUGUCAUCCAGGAGUUCAGCGGCCGUAUGGCUAAGCUGACGGUCAAGAACUGCAAAGUGGAGGAUGCCGGUACCUACAAGGUGUCGAUCAGCAACGAACAGCAGAGCGACGAGUCUGAGGCCAAGGUUAAGAUUAUAGAAAAACCGAAGCCGAAGGAAGAGGAGAAGAAGAAGAAGGUUGUGAAGAAGGAGGAGAAGGUUGAAGAGAAGAAGGUGGAAGAGAAGAAGGUCGAGGAGAAGAAGGUAGAAGAGAAGAAGGUGGAAAUCAAGGUCGAGGAGAAGAAGGCUGAGAUCAAGGUCGAGGAGAAGAAGGCCGAGGUCAAGAAGACUGAACUUAAGGUCGAAGAAAAGAAGGCCGAGUUGAAGGUGGAGGAGAAGAAGGCUGAGAUCAAGGUGGAGAAGAAGGCCGAGGAGAAGAAGGUGGAAGAGAAGAAGGUUGAAGAGAAGAAGGAAGUCAAGAAGAAGGUCGCUGCCAAGAAGGAGGAGAAGAUCGAAAUUAAGGUUGAAGAGGCAAAGAAGGAAGAAAAGGUCGAAAUCAAGAUCGAGGAGGCCAAGAAACCGGAGGUGCCAAAGAUCAUGGAGACCAAAGAGCCCGAGCCCAAGAAGGGUCUGGAAGCUCCUAGCAUCGAGAUUGUGCGCGACAAGGGAGGUAGUCGACGUGGUUCAUUCUUGGACGAUCGCCGUCCAAGCUUGUUGAUGGGUGAUGAUACCAAGUUACGACCCGGUGAAGUUGUCGACGAACGAAAGAAACGACGACCAUCAAUCGAUGUACGACGCCCGAGCAUUCAAGAUAUGGACGAGAAGAUCAAUCUACCGUCGACGCCGUUGCGAGAUAUCGGUGAACCAGGCAAACCAGCAGUCAUCGUUGACUUCCAGGAGAGCUACUCCGCCGUUGAAGAUCAAACCGGCUACAUCUCGGUGCAGGUCGAGGGUAACCCAGCUCCGACUUGGAAGUUCUUCAAGGGUAUCACCGAGCUCAUCGAUGGCGGUCGCUACAAGCAUCACACCGAUGGCGAGAGCAAUACCAUCACGCUGUGCAUUCGUAAGGUCAAACCCAACGACGAAGGCAAGUACAAAGUCGUGGUGUCCAAUCCGCACGGUGAGGACUCGGCCGAGGUACAGCUGUACGUGUCCGACUCCAGCGGUAUGGAUUUCCGUGCCAUGUUGAAGAAGCGAAAGUACGCCAAGUGGGCCAAGGAGAAGGAGGAAAUGGUCAUCGACCUCAAGGAAGUCGAGAAACCGAAGCCGCAGUUGAAGAAAGUGGAACGAAAACAAGAUACUUUCUCCAGGCCUCUGGUGGACAUCACGUGCAAGGAAGGUCGCGAGAAGAAGGUAAUCUUCGAGUGUGCCUUCACCAAGCCGAACGCCAAGGCCAAGUGGAUGCUGCGUAAGGAUGAAAUCUUCACCGGUCCCAAGUACAAGUUUAAGACCGAGGGAGACGUGUACAGCUGUCUGAUUUUGAAUCCCAAGGUUGAGGACAGUGGCAAGUACACGAUUGAAAUUGCUGGCAUCUCCUGCUUUGCCUAUCUGACCGUCGAGGAAGCCGAUCCGGUGUACAAGUUUACCAAAACCCUGAAAAAGAACGAGAAGGGCUUCAUUACGCACGACACCCAUCUGGAGUGCGCCGUCGAUAACUCGUUGGCGCCGAUUUCCUGGUGGAAGGGCGAAACGAAAUUGGAGAACGACGGUGAUAAGUACGUCAUCGGAAAGGACCUCAACGGUACGGUCACUCUGAUCAUCAAGAACUCCACCCUGGACGAUGCCGAUACCUACACUUGUAAGAUCGAGAAGCAGACGGAUAAGACCGAAACCAAGCUCAAGAUCAUGGAGUACAACUACAAGUUCACCAAGGUGCUCAAGAGCCAACAGCUGUUCGUCAAGGACACUGUUACGCUGGCUUGUGAGCUGGAUCACGUCCUCGGCACAGUCGAAUGGUUCAAGGGAGACGAAAAGAUCGUGGAGAGCGACAAGGUGCAGAUCAUCAAGGACGGUCGCAAGCACAAGCUGGUUCUGAAGGAUGUCGCCAAGACCGACAGCGGAAUGUACCGAUGUGUGAGCAAUGCCGACAAAACCGAAGCUGAAAUCUUUGUUAAACGACCCAAUAAGUUCAUGAAGAAGCUGAAGGAUACCACCGCGGAUGAGACGACCGAGUGCACGCUUGAAAUCCAGGUUCAAGACGAGGAAGCCGACGUACAGUUCUUCCUCGGUGAAACUGAAAUUGUCAAGAACGAUCGCAUCAACAUCGUCGCCACCGGUGACGGAACGUGGAAGCUGACCUACAAAAAGCUGGAACUGGCCGACGCAGGUGAGAUCACCUGCGUCUGUGGUCCUCUCACCAGCAAGUGCACCCUGAAGGUCAACAAGAAGGAAACGAAGCCGAAAUUCGAGGUACCACCAAAGGUGGAAACGCCUGCCAAGGUGGAGAAGGUCCUAGAGGUUCCAUUCACGACCGGUGAGUCUCGCCAGUCUAAGGUCACCGCUAAGGUGUUCAAAGAUGGUAAGCCGGUUUCACCGGCCGAAGUUGAUAUAGUUGUAGAGAAUGAUAAGCUCGUGCUGAAGUUCAAGAAGACCGAGUUUAAGGACUCGGGCGAAUUUAAGAUCGUGCUGGAGAAUGCUACCGGCGCAGAAGAGCAUACCACCAACGUUGUAUUCCAGGACAAACCGCAGGCACCGCAGGACAUCGAGUGUACCAGCAUCUACCAAACACGAUGUUUGGUUAAGUGGAAGGCCCCUGUCAACGAUGGUGGCGCUCCUCUGACCAAGUACGUUCUGGAACGGCAGGAUGUGUUCAAACGAUCCGGUUGGGACAAACUGGAAGACGUUCCCGGCGAUCAGACCAAGUUCAACUGUACGGAUCUUACGCCUGGUCGGCACUACAAGUUCCGUGUCAAGGCUGUCAACAUAAUGGGCGAAUCGGAGUACUGUAGCAUGGAGGAAGAUAUCAUUGCCAAGGAUCCUUGGACCGAACCGGAUCCUCCAAGAGACCUGGUGAUCUCCAACUGGGACAAAGAGUUUGUCGAUCUCGCCUGGAAGGUUCCAAAAUCUGAUGGUGGAGCACCAAUCGAAAGCUACAUUGUCGAGUUUAAACCAUACACCGCUGCCAAUUGGAAGCAAUUCGAAACGGUUGGGCCCAAUCAGUUGACAACUACGAUCAAAAACCUAACCGUAGGAGAAACCUUCGAGUUCCGUGUGAAGGCCACCAACAAGGGAGGCGCGAGUAAGCCCAGCAACAGCACCGAGCCACUCAAGAUCAGAGACCGCUACGUCAAACCCUUCAUCGAAGGCGAUGGCAUUCAGCCGAUCACUUUGAAGAAGGGCCAGACCAUUCGGUACUAUGUACAGUACGGAGGCGAACCGGAGCCCGAGGUCGUUUGGGAGAAGGAUGACAUUCUCAUUAUCUGCGACUCCGAGAAGCGAAAAACAAUCGAAGUGGAAUCCUCGGCCACGACCCUCAAUGUUCGACAUUCCGUACGUGCCGACUCCGGCACUUACAAACUAAAACUCAAGAACAGUAGCGGAGAAUUCGUAACGGCUGCCAAGGUGUUGGUGCUGGAUGUUCCCUCGCAACCAAUUGGUCCGAUCAAGAUUGAAAAGGCAAGAGCCAACCACGUGGUCAUCAGCUGGCAACCUCCGGAAGACACAGGAGGUUGUCCACUGGCCGGCUAUAUCUUGGAAAAGAUGGACGUCGAAAACGGUACUUGGCUGCAGGCCGGUGAAUGCGGUCCUGAACAACUCACAUUCGACUUCCAGCAUUUACAAAAGGGAAGGAAGUUCGAGUUUAGGGUUAAGGCCUACAACAAAGAGGGUGAAUCUACGCCUUUGGAGACCUUGCUUGCGGUAAAAACGGUCAACCCAUACGAUCCCCCAGAAGCGCCCGGCAAACCGGCCGUCGAUGACUACGGCGUGGACUUUGUCGAGCUCAAGUGGGCCGCCCCGGAGAAGGACGGUGGACGUCCCGUCACGCACUACAUCAUCGAGUGCAAGAACAAGUUCCUGUCGGAUUGGACCGAGUGCCACAAAACCGAAACGGCCGACACCGUCUGCAAGGUGCACGGCCUGAAGGAGAAGGUCGUCUACCAGUUCCGUGUCAAGGCAGUCAACAAGGGUGGCACCUCCAAGCCUUCCGAACCGAGCGACAACCACACCGUCAAACACAAGAACCUGAAACCUCGCAUCGAUCGAACGAACCUGAAGAACCUCACCAUCAAGGUUGGCAAGUCCAUGCUUUGGUCGGUGGACGUGAAGGGUGAGCCAGAGCCGGACAUCACCUGGAGCUGGCGUGACAACAUUCCACUUACCGUGAGCGAGAACAUCAAGAUCGAGACCGGUAACUACCACACGAACUUCUCGAUCAAGGAUGCCAAGCGUGCCGAUACGGGCAAGUACAAGAUUUUGGCUACGAACGCCUCUGGAAAGGAUGAGGUUGAAGUUGAGUUGGUCGUUCUUGGAGCUCCUGGCAAAUGUCAAGGCAAGCUGGAGGUAUCCAACGUUACCAAGAAGGGUCUGAAGCUGAAGUGGAAGAAACCUCUGGACGACGGUGGUUGCCCGAUCAAGGAGUACAAGAUCGAGAAGUUGAAGAACCGCAAUGGUAAAUGGGUUCGCUGCGGCACGGUCAAGGGAGGACCAGAAAUUCUCGAGGCUGACAUUACCGGUCUAGAUGAGGGCGCGACAUACAAGUUCCGUGUGUUUGGUGUGAACGAUGAAGGUGAAUCGGAACCCCUGGAAUCGGAGGAGGUCGUAGCGAAGAAUCCCUUCGACGAGCCAUGGAAACCGGGUCAACCCGAGAUUGUCGACUUCGACAACAAGUCCGUCAAGCUCAAGUGGGCUCCACCAAAGUCGGACGGCGGUGCUCCCAUCGUUCAAUACAUCGUGCAGAAGAAGGAACGCUUCAAGGAUUGGGAAGAUGUUAAGGAAGUUCCUGGACACGAGACUACCGCCACGGUUGAGGACCUGAAAGAAAACACCGAGCUGCAGUUCCGUAUUAUUGCCGUCAACAAGGCUGGACGCUCUCCCGAAUCGGAUCCAACGGCCACUCAUAAAGUGAAACACCGCGCAUUGAAGCCACGUAUCGAUCGUACAAACUUGAAGCCGAUUGUGGUCCGUGGAGGUAAGAUGGUUCAUUACGACGUUAACGUCAAGGGUGAACCUGAACCGGAAAUUACUUGGGUACUGAAGGAGAAGCCAGUGUUCAAUGACGAUCAUUACGAGAUCAUCAACAAAGAUUACAACACCAAGUUCACCAUUAAGGAUAGCAUGCGUAGUAAGCACAGUGGUGUGUACGAAAUUAUCGCAAAGAACGAACACGGCAUGGACAAAGAGAAGGUAGAGAUCACCGUUCUUGCCAGUCCAAGCAAACCCAAGGGACCACUGGAGGUUAAGGACGUUACGAAGGACGGCUGCAAACUCAAGUGGAAGAAACCGGAAGAUGAUGGUGGCAAACCAAUCACCGGAUACCAACUGGAGAAGUACGAUCAGAAGGUUGGCCGCUGGGUACCGAUUGGAAAGACUCCGGCAGAUAAGGAAGAAUUCGACGUGACCGGAUUGCAAGAAGGACAGCACUACAAGUUCCGUGUCAAGGCCCUCAACGACGAAGGUGAAUCAGAGCCGCUGGAAACCGAAGAGUACAUGGUGGCGAAGAAUCCAUUCGACAAACCCAAGGCUCCCACCGAUCUGGUUAUCAACGAUUGGGAUAACUCGAGUGUCACUCUCCAGUGGAAACGCCCAAGCUCGGAUGGUGGAGCUCCCAUCAGUGGAUACUUCAUCGAGAAGAAGGAGCGUGGCGAGACUAAGUGGGAACCAGCGCUCACGACGUACAGUCCAGAAUGCCAAGCCAAGAUCCCUGAUCUGCCAGAGAAGCAUACCUUCCAGUUCCGCGUCAGUGCCAUCAAUAAGGCCGGCACUGGUGAAGCUUCGGAUCCAACUGGUUUCCACACUGUCAAGCACCGUUACUUGCGUCCACGCAUCGAUCGUACCAACCUUACACCGAUCACCAUCAAGGCCGGUUUGUCCGUGCAAUACGAUAUCGAUAUCGAGGGUGAGCCAGCACCGACCGUCAAGUGGUUCCAUGGAGACAAGGAAGUUACCACCGAUGCCGAUUUCAAGAUCGAUAACGUCGACUACAACACCAAGUUCUUCAUCAUGCGUGGCCGUCGCAACCUUAGCGGCAAAUACACGAUCGUCGCCACCAACUCGCAAGGUGAAGACCGUGCCGAAGUUGAGAUUACCAUUCUUAGCAAGCCAGGAACACCCGAAGGACCACUGGAAGCCACGGACGUGCACAAGCAUGGAUGCAAGCUCAAGUGGAAGCCCCCAUUGGACGAUGGUGGCAUGCCGAUCGAUGGCUACGAAAUCGAGAAACUGGAUCCACUAACCGGACAAUGGCUUCCGUGUGGCCAGAGCAGUACUCCGGAGGCGAACAUUUCCGGUCUGCAGGAAGGCAAGCAGUACAAGUUCCGGGUUAAGGCGUUCAACAAGGAAGGUGACAGUGACCCUCUGGAGAUGGAAACCGUUGUGAUAGCCAAGGAUCCAUUCAGCGAGCCAAGUAAGCCGGGCCGUCCUACGCCUACCGACUGGGGAAAGGACUUUGUCGAUUUGGAGUGGACCAAACCGAAAUCAGAUGGUGGUGCUCCAAUUACGGAGUACAUCAUCCAGAAGCGAGACAAGUCUAGCCGUAAGUGGCAGGACGCAGCUACCGUUAGCGGUGAUCGAACUCGUGGCACUGUUGAAGAUGUCGAAGAAGGCCACGAGUACGAGUUCCGAGUGAUUGCAGUCAACAAGGCUGGACCGUCGGAACCGAGCGAUAUCUCCGAUAGCGUAGUUGCUAAGCCGCGCAACUUGGCUCCAAGAAUCGAUCGCAAGAAUUUGGACAAGAAGGUUCUCCGUUUCGGCCAGCUCCUGAACGUAGAAGCCGACGUUACGGGUGAACCGGCACCAACGAUCACAUGGGAGCUCAAGGGCAAACCAAUUACUGGCAAGGAGGAAGAACGCAUCCGGCUGGAUAACGAAGACUACAAGACUAACUUGAUUAUUAGAAACUUGAAACGUUCCGAUUCAGGCAUUUAUAAAGUUACUGCUAAGAACAAAAAUGGUACGGACACCGUCGAGAUGGAGUUGGUGGUGCUGGCGAAGCCUUCGAAGUGUAUGGGACCACUGAAGGUAUCGGAUGUAACGGCAGAGGGCUGCAAACUGGCCUGGUUGCCACCAGAAGAUGACGGUGGUGAGCCAGUUCAAGCAUACGUUGUCGAACGUAUGGAUGUUGACAGCGGCCGGUGGAUUCAAGUCUGUGAGUCUCGAUUCCCAGAGGCUGAUGUAAGCGGACUUCAGGAAGGCAAGGACUACAUGUUCCGCGUGAAGGCCGUCAACAGCGAGGGCGAAUCUGAACCCCUGGAAACCGAUACCAGUACCCGGGCCAAGAAUCCCUACGAUGCUCCCAGCGCACCCGGAAAACCAAAGGCUACCGAUUGGUCCAGAAAGCAUGUCAUGCUGGAAUGGGCUGAGCCGGAAAGCGAUGGAGGAGCACCAAUCACCAAAUACAUUAUCGAAAAGAAGGAUGUUAACAGCACCAAGUGGAUGAAGGCUAUGGAAACCGAUGGACCAGUCAACAAAGCCAAGGUCCAGGAUCUUUUCGAAGGUACAACUUAUCAGUUCCGUGUGAAGGCUGUGAACAAGGGUGGACACAGCCCGUACUCGCCUUUGUCUGACCCAGUCUUGGUUAAGGACCGUUUCGCUCCACCAAGAAUUGAUCGGUCGACGCUCAAGAACACGACGCUGAAGGGUGGUCAAUCGCUACGUCUGGAUUGCAAGAUCAGCGGUGAACCUGCUCCAACUAAGUACUGGUUGAUUAAUAAGGCUCGUAUUGAGAAGGACAAUCCAGAAAUCCGUGUAGAAUUCGAAGACUACCGAGCCAAGUUGACGAUCGGAGGUGUAACACGUGCACACAACGGCACUUAUGAGAUCAAGGCCGAAAAUUCGUCUGGUUAUGAUGAACACCAGUUCACCAUCACAGUUCUGGACAAACCAACAGCUCCUGAAGGUCCGCUUAAGGUAUCGAACGUCCACAAGGAAGGUUGCUCGCUCAAAUGGAACCCACCACUAGACGACGGUGGUGUACCAAUUGAUCACUAUAACGUUGAGAAAUUCGAUAAAGAAACUGGACGAUGGGUUCCUGUCGGACGUACUCCCGAUACGCACAUGGACGUCACCAACCUGGAACCAGGACAAGAAUACUUGUUCCGUGUUUCUGCGGUCAACGAUGAAGGUGUUUCGGAGCCGUUGUCUACCGAACAGUUCAUCAUGGCCAAGAAUCCAUUCGACGAACCUGGAAAACCUGGUACUCCGGAGGCCUACGAUUGGGAUCGCAACUUCAUCGAACUGCGGUGGACUCCUCCAGUGUGUGAUGGUGGCUCUCCGAUCACCAAGUACAUUGUGGAGAAGCGCGAGCAUGGAACCAUCAAGUGGAUCAGGGCCGCCGAAGUUAUCGGAAACAAGUGCGAGGCUAAGGUCACGGAGUUGAACGAGGGCGAGGUGUACGAAUUCAAGGUUCGUGCCGUCAACGAAGCUGGCCCCGGUAUCUGGAGUGACCACAGCAAACCGAUCACUGCCAAACCUAGGAAGCUUCCACCAAAGAUUGACCGUCGCAACCUGAAGAAUCUGAGUGUCGCCAUCGGUGAGCCGUUUGGAUUCGAUGUCAAGAUCUCCGGUGAACCAGCUCCAGAUGUGGACUGGACGAUCAACGAUCGUAUGGUUACGACAACGACCACGCGCACCAUUGACAACGUUCCGUACAACAGCAAGUUUGCCAACACCAACCCGGAUCGUCGCGAUUCGGGCAAGUACAUAAUCAAGGCAACCAACAAGUUCGGAACCGAUCAGGUGGAGAUCACUGUCACUGUAAGAUCUAAACCAAGCGCACCGGAAGGCCCACUGGAAGUCAAGGACAUGACCAAGGAUAGCUGCAGACUGGAAUGGCAGAAGCCCAAGGACGAUGGAGGCGUUCCGAUCGAUCACUACGUUGUCGAGAAGUUCGAUCCGGACAAUGGCAUUUGGAUGACGGCUGGAAAGGUCGAGUGGCCGUUCACGGAGUUCCCGGUUGAGGGUCUCAUCCCAGGCCAUCGAUACAAGUUCCGUGUCAAGGCCGUCAACGCUGAGGGUGAAUCCGACCCGUUGGAGUCCGCUGGUACCUAUUUGGCGAAGGAUAGCUUCUCCGUUCCCGACACGCCCAGCGCCCCCACGGUUGUUGAUUGGUCUGAGAACCACGCUGUGCUCAAGUGGCCAGAACCCGACGAUGGUGGCAGCCCGAUUACAGGUUACAUCAUUGAAAAGAAGGACAAAUACAGUCCAAUCUGGGAGAAGGCCUGCGAAACCACUUCGCCAAGCCCGACAGCUACCGUUGGUGGUCUGGUUGAAGGUAACGAGUAUCAAUUCCGUGUUAUUGCAGUUAACAAAGCCGGACAGUCUGACCCAUCGGAUGCCAGUCGUACGUUUACUGCCAAGCCACGCUUCGCUCCACCGAAGAUCGAUCGUAGAACCAUUCGGGAUAUUUCUAUCUCCGCUGGAUCGAUGCUCAAGUUCGACGUCAAUGUGUCUGGUGAACCGGCGCCCAAAUGUGAAUGGCGCGUCAACAAAGCCACGGUUUCAGGUGAUAGACGCCUGGAGAUUCUCAAUACGGAUUACAACUCCAAGUUCAUUCUUCGCCCGGCUAACCGCAAUGAUUCUGGAGAUUAUGAAAUCACGGCUACCAAUUCGUCAGGACGUGAUUACGUAUGUGUCCAGGUUACGGUUACUGACAAACCCGGAGCUCCAGAAGGACCACUACAGGUAUCGGAUAUCACCAAGGAGACUUGCAAGCUGAAGUGGAAGCGUCCACGCGACGAUGGUGGUUGCGAUAUUGAAUACUACCAGAUUGAGCGCUUCGACGAAGAUGCUAAUGCAUGGGUCCCACAUGCCCGUAGCGUAGAAACCAAUGCCGACAUUAGUGGUCUACAAAACGGCAAGAAGUACAAGUUCCGCGUCAGUGCUGUCAAUGCUGAAGGUGAAUCCAAACCAUUGGAACAGGUUGGAGACUUCAUUGCGAAGAAUCCGUUCGACGAACCAUCUGCGCCUCAGAACUGCAAGGCUACCGACUGGGGUCCAGACUUUGUCAAACUGGCCUGGAUACCUCCGCUCAGCGAUGGAGGAUCUCCUCUCACUGGAUAUGUCGUUGAAGUCAAGGACAAAUACGGCGAAUGGGAAAAGAAGAUGCAAGUGCCUGCCGAUGCUACCACGGCUGAAGUACCUGAUCUCAUGGAAGGCCAGAAAUACGAAUUCCGAGUUCGGGCUGUUAAUGAUGCUGGCCCAGGUGCUCCAAGCAACGCAACUCCACCAAUCAUAUGUAAGCCGAAGAACCAACCACCGAAGAUCGAUCGCACGAACUUGAUCGAUGUGCGUAUCAAGGCCGGAAACAAUGUUGUGUUCGACGUUAAGGUUACCGGAGAGCCAAUUCCUAAGACCAGAUGGUCGUUGAACAAGCGCGAGUUGAAACAGAAUGAGCGCUUCAAGAUUCAGGAUUACGAUUACAACACCAAGAUCACCAUUCGAUCGGCUACACGUGGUGAAUCAGGAACCUACACGAUCGAAGCCGAAAACGAAAACGGCAAAGAUACGGCCAAUGUGUUCGUUACUGUUUUGGAUGUUCCUAGCCCACCUGGAGGACCGCUAAAGGUUGCGGAGAUCACUGCCAAUGGAGCCAUUCUGGAAUGGCGUGCUCCAGAAGAUGACGGUGGAUUGCCCAUUGACAACUAUAUCAUUGAAAAGUUGGACGAAGCUAAGGGCACAUGGGUGUAUGCUGGAGACUCGGGAAGCAGCAAGUGCAAAGCGGAGAUCGAUGGUCUCAUCGAAGGACACUCGUAUAAGUUCCGCGUUCGCGCUCAGAACAAAAUGGGCAAAUCCGAGCCUCUGUCGAUGGCGAACUCCGUGGUUGCGAAGAAUCCGUUCCGUACACCACAACGACCAGAGAACCUUACCAUCACGGACUACGAUAAGGAUUACGUCGAGCUGGAAUGGAAGGCCCCGGAGAAUGACGGAGGUGCUCCAAUUACCGGUUAUGUUGUCGAAAAGCUCAGCAAGUACUCUGGAGAUUGGGAGAAGUGCGCUGAAGUUGACGGUGAUGCAUGCACUGCCAAGGUUCCAGAUCUGAUUGAAGGCACUGCCUACCAGUUCCGUGUCAAGGCAAUCAACCGCGCAGGAGAAGGUGAAGCUAGUAAACCAACCGACUCGCAUAUUGCUCGUAGCAAGAAUCAACCACCAAAGAUCGAUCGUUACUCGUUGAACAACGUCAAGAUCCGCGCUGGACUGACAUUUGAAUUCGACGUUCCGGUACAAGGUGAGCCGGUUCCAGCUAAGGAAUGGACUCAUAAGGACAAUAUGGUUAUCAAUACGGAUCGUGUCAAGGUUGUAUACGAAAACUACAGGACCAAGCUGCGUGUUAUGGAUGUCAAGCGUUCCGAUAGUGGAGUCUACACGCUCACGGCCAAGAACAAGAAUGGUAUCGACAUCGCUGAUGUAAAUGUGGUAGUCCUGGACGUUCCUGCUCCACCAGAGGGACCUAUUCGUCACGAGAAUCUGUCCAAGACUGGAGUCACGCUUAUGUGGCGUCCUCCGAAGGACGAUGGUGGUUCGGAAAUCCUGCAUUACGUCGUUGAAAAACUGGACACCGAUCAACUGCGUUGGAUCCCGGUUGGCGAAACCAUUUCGACCAAGAUUCGUCCGGAUAACUUGAUCGAGGGACAUUCGUACCAAUUCCGCGUACGUGCGGUCAAUAAACAGGGUGAAUCUAUUCCGUUGUCUACUUCUCAACCAAUCACUGCCAAGGAUCCGUACACUAAGCCGGACAAACCUGGCAAACCCGUGGCUGUUGAUUGGAGCGAUAACUACGUUACCCUGGAAUGGGCCAUCCCGAAGAAGGAUGGAGGAUCGCCGAUCACGAGCUACGUCGUUGAGAAGAAGCCUCGCUACGGAGAUUGGAAAUUUGCUGGAGAGUUCACUGAACUGUACAAACCAGCUGCCAAGAUCACCGAUUUGGUCAAGGACGAAGAGUAUGAGUUCCGUAUCUGCGCUGUCAAUAAGGCUGGCGUAAGUGACCCAAGCGAAUCUUCUGAUCCAAUUGUGUGCAAGUCUCGUUUCGUGCCACCUCACUUCGACAAGAACGCUCUGAAGGAUCUGAUCGUUCCGGUUGGCAAGAAGAUCGCUUACAAUGUGACUGUUGAAGCGUCGCCAAACGUGACUGCCGUCUGGAAACGCGACGGAGUCGUCAUCCCAGAAUCCCAAAGAGUCAUCCGUGAAGCCUACAACAACGAGGUUUCGUUGGAGAUUCCUUUCUCGAUCCGUGAAGACUGUGGUAUGUACACGCUGAUCGUGAAGAACAGUUGCGGCGAGUAUUCGGCGUCUGGACACGUUACCGUUCUGGAUAAACCAUCGCCACCGGAAGGACCACUCAGAAUCACGAACAUCACUACCGAAGGAUGCCAUCUGGAAUGGAAAUUGCCCAAGGACGAUGGAGGCAGUCCAAUAACUCACUAUGUAAUUGAAAAGAUGGACAUGUCCCGUGGCACGUGGUCUGCUGCCGGAAUGAGCACUUCACUGGUUAACGAGAUUUCGCGUCUGAUUCACAACAAACGUUACUCGUUCAGAGUCAAGGCCGUCAACGAAAUUGGUGAAUCCGAACCACUGGAAUCUUCGCAUCCAAUUGUCGCCAAGAACGAUUUCGAAGAGCCCUCACAGCCACCGAAGCCCCAGGUUACCGAUUGGGAUGCCAACUCGGUCAGCUUGGAAUGGAAUGCACCCAAGUCCGACGGAGGAGCUCCAAUCACCGAAUACAUUGUACAGAAGAAGGAGAAGGACAGUCCUUACUGGAGCACUGCUGGACGAGUGCCUGGAAUUCAACGCAAUCUCAAGGUACCAGAUCUGGCCACCGAAACCGAAUGGGAGUUCCGUGUCAUUGCUGUUAAUGCCGCUGGAGAGUCUGAGCCUUCAGAUGCCUCGGAUGCCGUGCUCACUCGUUCACGCUUCAUUGCUCCCAAGAUCGUUACCCCACUGCGAGAUAUGGUUGUCAAGGCUGGACUUAUCUUCCAUUUGGAUGUGAACUUCACCGGAGAACCGGCACCGGAAGUUGUUUGGACUUUGAAUGGUAAGCCAGUGGAGAGCGACAAGCGUACGACAAUGACCGCUGUUGGACAUCACACCAUUGUGCACACCGUUAACUGCAACCGUGGUGACUCCGGUGACUACAAGCUUAAGAUCAGCAACUCGAGCGGUACCGACGAAGGCAGUUUGCAUUUGACAGUGCUGGAUCGCCCAGAUCCACCAGAAGGCCCAAUGAACUACGAAGAAAUCACGGAAAAGAGCGUAACAAUCUCGUGGAAACCUCCAAAGGACAACGGUGGAUCCGAGAUCACCGGAUACGUUGUAGAGAAGAAGGAUCUUACCCACGGAGGAGGUUGGGUACCGGCUGUGGCCUAUGUUAGUCCGAAGUAUACUCACACUGUGGUGCCUCGUCUGAACAAGGGCAACAAAUACGAGUUCCGUGUCAUGGCUGAAAACCUUCAAGGACGCUCGGAUGGUUUGAUGAGCAAGCACCCAGUCGUGGCCAAGGAUCAGUUCGUCGUUCCUGGCCCGCCAACCAAACCAGACAUUACGGAUAGUAACUACGACUUUAUCACUCUGAGCUGGAAGCCUCCAAUUAGUGACGGUGGCUCUAGAAUCAGUGGUUACAACAUCGAACGAAGGGAUACUGCUACUGGACGCUGGAUUCAAGCCAACAAAUAUCCAGUCGCGAACAUCGAAUUUACUGACACUGGAGUCAUGCGUGGUCACCAGUACGACUACCGUGUAUCGGCCGUCAAUGCUGCUGGACAGGGUCAACCUAGCGAUCCAUCAAGCAAAUGCUGGGCUAAACCAAUGCAACAGGCUCCUAAACUCAACCUUGACAGUUUCGGCAAGCGUACCAUCAAGGUCCGUGCUGGAGAACCAAUCAUCAUUACAAUUCCACUGGUUGGUGCUCCAAUUCCAACCGUCGAAUGGUUCCGCAAUGGAGUCAAGAUCCCGGAAACUUCUCGCACUACCAUCGAUACCAACAGCGAACAUACUGUCUUCCGUGUCGAGCGUAGUGAACGCAAGGACUCAGAUACCUACAAAAUCAAGGCAUCCAACCAGUACGGCGAGGAUACCAGAGAGUUCGAAGUCAUCGUCGUCGAUCGUCCACAACCACCACGAAAUGUGUUCGCCUUGGAAACUACCCAAGACACCGUUACCCUCAACUGGGAUCCACCAAAGGACGACGGUGGCUCAGACAUCACCGGAUACAGUAUCGAGUACAAAGAAUUCCCAUCCGACAACUGGAAGAUGGUUUACGGUACUGUUCCUCGCUGUUCGCAUACUAUCAAGCAUCUGACCGAGAAUCACGAAUACAUCUUCCGAGUUCGUGCCGAGAACAUCUACGGAGCUUCGGAUCCAACUGAAAGCAAGACCAUCUCGCCAAAGAGCCCCGAUCCACCGCAGACAGUCGACAAGCCGGCAGUCGAAGAUUAUACUCCGAGCUCGUGCACCAUCUCGUGGAAACCUCCGCGAGUGCAAACUCGUCCAGUCACCGGCUACAUCGUCGAGAAGCGUGAACGUGGUACAGGCGAAUGGGUGCAAGUCAACAACUACCCAACUGUCAACACUACUUACACUAUUCCUGAUCUGAUGGAAGGCUUCCGUUACGAAUUCCGUGUGAAGUCCGUCAAUGACGUCGGUGUCAGCAAGCCAAGUGAGCCAACCGAUCCCAUCACUGCACAAUACCAACGCAAACGUCCGAAUCAACCAGAUCCACCAUCGAUCGAUAAGAUCUCGCGCAACAGCGUAACUCUGUCUUGGCGCACGCUGCGUAGAGAUGCCAAAGAGAAGAUCAAGGGCUAUCUGAUUCAGUACCGUGUCAAGGAUGAAGAGAAAUGGGUGGAUUCCAACAGUGCCGCUGACUUGUGCAGCGAUCAGUCGUACCGCGUUGAAAACUUAGAAGAGAACAAGGAAUACCAAUUCCGUUUGAUUGCGGUCAACGACAUUGGCUCGUCCGAUCCAUCGCGUCCAAGUAUUUCGGUUAUCCUACAGGAGCAGCCCAACAAACCAAUGAUGGAUCUGCGCAACGUUCGGGAUAUUACUGUUCGUGCGGGAGAGGACUUCAAUAUCCACAUCCCGUACACUGCUUUCCCGAAACCGGUCGCCACCUGGUUUGCCAACGAUGAGCAGCUUGAUGAUAAGGAUACCCGUGUGCAUCAACAGCUCACAGAUGAAGCUGCCAUCUUCGUCGUUACGAACAGCAAGCGUACUGAUUCUAAACAAUAUCGUCUCAUGCUUAAGAAUCCAUCUGGUUACGACAUUGCCACUUGCAACGUUAAGGUCUUGGACAAACCAUCGAAACCGGAGAACAUUGGCGUCGAAUCGUAUGGUGGAGAACACCUCACUCUAUGCUGGAAUGCACCACUUGAUGAUGGCGGCUCGCAGGUUACCAACUAUGUUGUCGAAAGGAAGGAGAAGAACUCAUCCAACUGGACCAAGGUCAGCAGCUACUGCACGACUACCUACCUCAAGAUUCGCAACCUGCGUAUCAACCAACAGUACGAGUUCCGUGUCUAUGCUGAAAACAAGUACGGAAUGUCUGAACCUGCUCAAUCCGACACCAUCAUUGCCAAGCAUCCAUUCGAUGUCCCAACGCAACCUGGAACUCCGACCCGUGUCGAGACCACCGAAGACUCCGUCACCAUCACUUGGAUCAAACCGGCAAGCAACGGUGGUUCGCCGAUCACGCACUACAUUGUCGAGAAGCGACCGGCUGCCGAAGGAACCUGGACCAAGGUUCAACAGGGUACCCUCAAGGAUCUCAUGUGCAAAGUGUCUGGACUCACUGAAAACCGCGAAUACAUCUUCCGCGUGGCCGCCGUUAAUGCCGCUGGCCAGUCACCAUUCAGUGCUCCGUCGGAUCCGAUCAUGGUCACAGCCGCCUUCACCGCUCCGAAGAUCACCUCGGAUAUUGGAAUGCGAGACAUUCUGGUUAUUGCCCGCGAUCCAUUCAAGAUCAUUGUUCCAUUCGCUGCCUCACCGCGACCAGAUGCAUUCUGGUUGGUUAACGGAAACGAGGUUUCAAGAAACGAAAGAAUCGAACUGCAGGUUACCGAUACCGAAGCCGUCUUCAAGAACGACAAUGCCAAGCGCUUGGACAGCGGCAGCUACACCAUUCACUUGGUCAACUGCGUUGGAAAGGAUACUGCUUCUUGCCGUGUGCUGGUGGUUGAUAAGCCAACUCCUCCAAUUGGACCACUGGAAGUUACGGAAAUCACUCCAGACUCGUGUACACUGUCCUGGAAGGUCCCACUGGACGAUGGUGGCAGUCCAAUCACGAACUACAUUGUCGAACGCUACGAACCACUGGGCUACUGGACCAAGGCAAGCAGCUUUGUCCGAUCAACUCACUACGACAACAUGGGAAUGGAAAAUAACAAACAGUACAGCUUCCGGGUUCGUGCUGAGAAUCAGUACGGCAUUAGUGAUCCUUUGAUUUUGGAAGAACCUAUUGUUGCUCGUUAUCCAUUCACCGUGCCCGAUCCACCGAACCCACCACGUGUGUCCGAUUGGGAUGCCAGCUACGUCACGGUCACCUGGGAACGCCCACUUAUGGAUGGUGGAUCUCGUAUCCAGGGCUAUCGCUUCGAGUACCGCGAUGUUACCGACAGUACUUGGAUCGUGUGCAACUUCCUCAUCAAGGACAACAGCUACCAGGUGUACAACCUUAUACCUGGCAAAGAGUACGAAUUCCGCGUCCGUGCACAGAAUGCUGCUGGUGUAAGCAAGCCAUCGGCUUCGUCGAAGAGAUUCAAGAUCCAUGGCAAGAUUACGCCACCAUCGGCACCAGGAGCCCCGGCCAUCGUUAAGGUUGGCAAGAGCUUCGUCGAUCUUAGCUGGACUCCGCCGGCAAGCGAUGGUGGUUCUAGAAUCACCGGCUACUAUGUGGAACGUCGUGACAUUGGAGGAGCACGCUGGGUCAAAUGCAACGAGUCCAAUAUUCCUGUUACUGAGCUUACCAUUACGAAUCUCAUUGAAGGCGGAGUUUACGAAUUCCGUGUCUACGCUGUUAAUAACUAUGGAGUGUCACCACCAUCGGCUGAAACUCGCUCGGUACGUAUUGGUGAACAACUGGACACCGAGAAACCAGAAUGGGUCAAGAGGUUGAAGUUCAGCCUGGUGCCACUUGGAAAAUCGGUGCAGUUGACUUGCGAAGCCCAUGGAAAACCGGAACCGACCUGCAGAUGGUUGCGCAAUGGAAAGGAGAUCACCCACGGAGGUCAGUUUGCUUUGGAAAGCAAGAACGGUGUAUUCUCGUUGCACAUCUCGAAUGUCACGUAUCGUGACGAGGGUGACUACACUUGUGAGGCACUUAACUUUGUCGGAGCUAUCCAUACUACGGCUGCUGUGAAGAUUGGAGUACCACCGAAACUGGUCAACAUUCCAUCGGACGUGUACUUGAUCAAGGGAGACAACGCCAAGAUCAAGCUUGGAUUCAAUGGAGACCAUCCGAUGGAGGUUAACAUUUCGAAGGAUCGCGAGAAGCUGGUGGAAACCGAGCACAUUAAGUACACAGUGUUUGACGAUUGCGCAGUUAUCUACAUCCGCGAUGUUGAAGAUGCUGAUAAGGGAGUGUACCUGGUUAACUUCAAAAACGAAAGUGGCAGUGUGUCGUGUAAUGUGAAUGUGCAUGUAACUGGACUGCCUGGACCACCAACAGGACCACUGCUGAUCAGUCACGUUACGAAGAACAUGUGUACCGUAUCUUGGAAACCACCGAAGUACGAUGGAGGUCGCAAGAUCACCCAUUACGUUGUUGAACGUCGCGACAUUAAAUCGCAGCACUGGCUAAUCGUUUCUAACUACAUCAAGGAAACGCAGUUGAUCAUCAAGGGAUUGAUUGAGUUCUCGGAAUAUCUCUUCCGUGUAUCGGCUGUGAACGAGAACGGAAUGGGUGCCCCAUUGGAGGGAUCAGAUCCGAUCAAGGCCCGUGGACCAUACGAUCUGCCAUCACCACCUGGAAUUCCAAUCAUACACGAAGUUGGAGGCGAUUUCGUCAACUUGGAAUGGGAGAAACCAUACUCGGAUGGUGGUACCCGUAUCUUGGGAUACUGGAUCGAAAAGCGCGAACAGGGAACAGAUACCUGGCAGCGUGUCAAUACCGUCUCCUGCUCAAUUUGCACGAUCAACUGCCCGAAUCUGGUCGAGGGUCGCUUCUACGAGUUCCGUGUUGCCGCUCAGAACGAAGUUGGUUGUUCGGAAUUCUCCAAGGCUUCGCAGCUGGUGAAGGCCGAAGAUCCAGACGUUUGCAAGCCCCCAGAGGUCGUGAAGCCACUGAACACUUUGACCUGUGUCCAGAACAGAAACGUCGAGUUCGUGUGCAAGAUCACCGGUGUUCCACGUCCAAAGAUCACCUGGCACAAGGGAGCUCGCGAGAUCUGCUCUGGAUCUCGGUAUCACAUGUACAGCGACGGAGAUAUGCAUCAUCUGGCGAUCAACGAUGUAUUUGGCGAGGAUGCUGAUGAGUACACUUGCCGUGCCGUCAACAAGGGAGGUAUCAAGUCAACCAAGGCCUCACUCAUCAUCAAAUCACCACCGAAACUUAACGUUCCACCACGCUUCCGCGACACGGCCUUCUUCGACAAUGGAGAAAAUAUCGAGAUCAAGAUUCCGUUCACCGGCUUCCCGAAACCACGUUGCCACUGGACCCUCAAGGGCGAACAGAUCGAGUCCGGUAGCCACUAUCACAUUGAGACUCGUGAGCGCCACACUGUGCUGACGAUCCGCGAUGGCUCGCAGAUGGACUCGGGCACCUACACGAUCACGAUCGAGAACGAGCUGGGACAGGACACUGCGGAUAUCAAGAUUCAGAUCAGCGAUUGUCCAGACAAGCCAAGGAACCUCACCGUGGAUCAAAUUGGAUUGGAUCAUGUCACGCUCAGCUGGUUGCCGCCAUCUUGGGACGGAGGCGCCAGCAUCACCAACUAUAUCGUGGAGAAACGCGAAGUGCCACUAUCUACGUGGAUUCGUGCCGGAACUACUCGCUUCAACCAGCUCAUCAUUCCACACCUGUCGCCGGGACAUCAAUACGAGUUCCGUGUGUUUGCUGAGAACGUAUAUGGUCGAUCGGAGCCAUCUGAUCAGACUGAGUUGGUUAGCCUGAAGGACUUGGGCAUCAAGCCAGCCAAGCGUGUCAAGUACGAGCUGGAUGAGAAUGGCAAACCGAAGCGUCAAGGCAAGCGUGAACCGAUCUCCGACUACGAUACGUACGUGUUCGACAUCUACUCCAAAUACCAUCCAAAACCAGUGGAGAUCUCCAACAAGAGUGUAUACGAUCUGUAUGAAAUUCUCGAAGAGAUUGGUACGGGAGCAUUUGGUGUAGUGCAUCGUUGCCGUGAGCGUAAGACCGGAAACGUGUUUGCCGCCAAGUUUAUCCCGGUGUCCCAGAACUCUGAACGUACGUUGAUUCGCAAGGAAAUCGAUAUCAUGAACCAGUUGCACCAUCGCAAGCUGAUUCAUCUACACGAUGCAUUUGAAGAUGACGAUGAAUUUGUGCUGAUUUACGAGUUCUUGUCGGGUGGUGAGCUCUUCGAGAGAAUCACUACCGAAGGAUACCGCAUGUGCGAACAGGAGAUCAUCGAGUACAUGAAGCAGAUCUGCGAAGCCGUCAAAUACAUGCACGAGAAGAACAUCAUCCAUCUGGAUAUUAAGCCCGAGAAUGUGAUGUGCCAGACUAGGAAUAGCAACCAGGUGAAACUGAUCGAUUUUGGAUUGGCCACGCGAUUGAAUCCCAAUGAAAUGGUCAAGAUCUCGACGGGAACGGCCGAGUUCGCUGCUCCGGAGAUUGUGGAGCGUGAACCAGUUGGUUUCUAUACCGAUAUGUGGGCGGUUGGUGUGUUAGCUUAUGUGCUAAUCAGUGGAUUGUCGCCAUUCGCUGGUGAGACUGAUAUCGACACUCUGAAGAACAUUAAGCAAGGAACUUGGGAGUUUGACGAGGUUGCAUUCAAGGACGUAUCUGAGGAAUGCAAGGACUUUAUCCGCCGUCUGUUGAUCAAGAAUACCGAGAAGCGCAUGACUGCUCAUGAAUGCCUGAUGCAUCCAUGGUUGAGCGACAGCUACAACAGUUCGACGUCGUUGAUCUCGAUCGAGCGAUACAAAACGAUCCGCGAUCAUAUCCGCAGAAAGUACGACGACUGGGCAUCGUUUGUCCUGCCUCUGGGUAGACUGUCCGAGUAUUCGGCUCUUCGUAAGCUUUUGGUUACCAAGUACAAGAUCCACGAAACUUCGUUCGACCGUCGCCAGGCUGCCCCACGGUUUGUCAUUCGACCACAGUCGGCAUUCUGUUACGAAGGCCAGAGCUGCAAGUUCUACUGUCGUGUCAUUGGUGUGGCUACUCCUGUUGUGACCUGGUACCAUAACAACCAGGAACUGAAACAGUCUGUCAAGUUCAUGAAGCGUUAUGCUGGUGACGACUACUACUUCAUCAUCAACCGUGUCAAAUUGGACGAUCGAGGCGAGUACAUCAUCCGUGCCGAGAAUCACUACGGAUCUCGCGAGGAAGUCAUCUUCCUGAAUGUCCAUCCGAUGUCGAAACAAGUGCCAGUCUACAAACCUGAAACUCAUACCGUUCGUAAACGUGAGCCAAGCCCACGUCCAAUGUGGCAAGAGGAAUCGGAUGCUGCUCCAGUGUUCACUUUCGCGCUACGUCCUCGUGUUAUGCAGAUGAGAGACACUUGCAAGCUGUUGUGUUGUCUCAGCGGAAAGCCAGUGCCCACCGUCAAGUGGUACAAGAACGGACGCGAACUUAGCCGAUACGAAUACUCGAUGACCCAUACGGAUGGUGUGGUGACCAUGGAAAUCAUUGAUACCAAGGUCGGCGACUCGGGCGAAUACAAGUGUGUUGCCAUCAACCCUCUGGGUAAGGCCGAAACCAGCAGUGUUGUGAUCGUUGAGGAUCGCCGCCACCAGUCGGAACUGCCUCAGGUGGAAGUCACGAAAUCUGCCGGAAAGAAACCGGAACCUAAGCCACUGCCAAGUGCUUCGAAGUCUCUGGGACCGCCAGAUGCGCGAUCGCGGCAAUCUACCCGCGAGCUGAUGCCUCUGCAAUCGGACGCGUUGAUGCAUCCACCAAAGUUCACCAAGGAGCUGAAGGAUGUGAUCGCUUCGGAUGGUGAACCGCUGCAGCUGAACUGUCACGUCAGUGGAGACCCACUGCCGCAGAUCGUUUGGACCAAGAACGGCAAGAAGUUGACGUCGUCGGACGUUAUCGACAUUAAGUACAAAUCGGGCAUUGCCAGCCUGCGAAUCAACGAACUGUUCCCGGAGGACUCCGGUAGCUACGUGUGCACGGCCAAGAACUCCAUGGGUGAAACGUCGACGCUGUGUAAUCUCGAUGUGAAAAAGGUCGGCUCGACAGGUCGGUCAGGCGAUAAGAAGGGCUCUAUGUUGAAGGCCCCGAUCAUCAACAAGCACACCGAUUCCGGCUACUACAAGGACGGAUCGGAGGUGGUUAUCAAGUGUAACAUCUCCUGCCCGGAUCCGUUCAACGUGAUCUGGCUGCAUGAUAACCGGGAAAUCAAGAACACUCCUGAUUUCGAGUAUCUGCACGACGGCGAUGUGUACUCGCUGCACAUCCCAGAAAUCUUCCCCGAAGACGCUGGCACUUACACGUGCGAGGCGUUCAACAAGGGUGGCGAAAGCUUCAGUUCCUGUACCAUUACGGUGUUGGCCAGUGGCGAGCAGAAGGACACGCCAACCUUCGCCAAGUUCCCGGCUUCGUUGAGUGUGCUGGACGGUGCGAAGGCCGUGUUCAGCUGCGAGACAUACGACGCCCCGACCAAACUCGAAUGGUAUAAGGACGGCGAACCGAUCAACGAGUCUUCCAACCGAUACCGAUUCGUGAAGAAGGACAACAAGUACACCUUCACCAUUGCCAAGUGUUCGUUCGAGGACAUUGGCCAGUACCAGGUGCGGGCGGUGACACGCCAAGGAGACGCCCUGGCCUCCUUCUCGGUCAAUGUUAGUGCGUAGGGAACCUCCCCGAACUCUCAAUCUCUAUUUUAGCUCAUAAGGUUGUUAGGAUGUUAGAUAGCAGCAAUCAAGAAGAAUCAAUUUUUUGUAACUGGGUUAGGAUUUUUGUACUUGAUUUUUUUUUUUCGUUAGAGUCUAAUGAAU